This is a messenger RNA of Mauremys reevesii (Reeves's turtle), 928 nucleotides long. RefSeq names its product adhesion G protein-coupled receptor E3-like. Gene Ontology annotation, molecular function: G protein-coupled receptor activity; calcium ion binding. Gene Ontology annotation, cellular component: membrane. Gene Ontology annotation, biological process: adenylate cyclase-activating G protein-coupled receptor signaling pathway. Lineage: Eukaryota; Metazoa; Chordata; Testudines; Geoemydidae. The record is from RefSeq and is a predicted model, not a curated record. The transcript is spliced from 8 exons. The coding region runs from base 77 to 928 and encodes 283 amino acids.
GAGUGUGGAAUUGGCUGCACUGACAGCUGCUUUGAGGUCUCCGAAGAAUACGUCCCAGACUGUGACAACAGAAUCUAUGGCUAUCGAGACGCUCCAUGUUGAGCUGGCUGCAGGUCCCUGUGAUAAGGUCUUCACGCUGAGAGCUCAGGAGCAGGCAAUGGACAUUCACUGCGAUACGGUCACCAGAGCAGCGACAGAAGAUUCCUGGGCUGUUGCUUUUAUUUCUUACUCCACCCUGGGCUCCAUCAUUAACAAGAGAUUUCUCAACGAGGGAGAUCUAACGGCUGAUGAGAAAUUGAGGAAUUGUCACCUGAAUUCCAGGGUGGUGAGUGGGGCUGUUGGCAGCAGGAGCCUCAUGAACAUCUCCAAACCUGUGAACUUCACCCUGCGCCAUAGACAGGCAAAGAAAGAGGAGGAAGAGACUCGCUGCGUUCACUGGAAAUUCAUCGCUGGGAAAGGCACCUGGGCUGAGGAUGGCUGCACCAUUCUCCACACGAACAGCACUCACACCAUCUGCAGCUGUGACCAUCUCUCCAGCUUCGCACUCCUUAUGGGUCUCAGCGGAGUGGAGGAGAACCGUGUCCAGGUUUGGGUGCUGCGCUUCAAGAAGGAUGAGGACAAAUUGUACAGAGUCCAGAGGAGAGCAACAGAAAUGAUCAGAGGUUUAGAAAACAUGACCUGUGAGAAAAGGUUGAAAGAACUGAGCAUGUUUUGUCCAGAGGCGAGACGGCUGAUGGAGGACAUGAUAAUAAUCUGCAAAUAUGCAAAGGGUAUCAGGUACUCAGCAAGACAUUGUGAGUGCCGCAAGACCCCAGAUAUCUGCAGCCCCAAGAUCAUGUGUAUCAACACCAAUGGGAGCUACUGGUGUGAGUGCCGGGCCGGCUAUGUCCCCUCCAAUGGGAACACGACCCUGUGCCAAGGAAGGUGA